UGCCGCUGGGGGCGCGCCUUCCCUGGUCCUCUCCGGUGGAGUGACGGCAGGAUGGCGGAGGCAGGGGGACCGGAGACCACCGCUGCUGCCCGGUGUCCCGAAGAGUCGUCAGAUAGCGAGCCGGACCAGGAACCCGGAACCCCGCAGAAACUGAUCCGGAAAGUGUCCACGUCCGGCCAGAUCCGCAGCAAGACUGUUCUGAAGGAGGGAAACCUGUUGAAACAGACUAGUUCUUUCCAGCGUUGGAAGAGACGCUACUUCAAACUGCGAGGCCGGACGCUGUACUACGCCCAGACUGCCAAGUCCAUAAUCUUUGAUGAAGUUGACCUGACUGAAGCCAGUGUAGCUGAGUCCAGCACAAAGAAUGUCAACAACAGCUUCACAGUCAUCACGCCCUGCAGACGCUUGAUUCUGUGUGCAGACAACAGGAAGGAAAUGGAGGAGUGGAUGGCAGCACUGCGCAGUGUCCAGAACAGGCACAACUACGAGUCUACCCAGUACAGUAUGGACCAUUUCAGUGGGAUGCAUAAUUGGUACACAUGUUCUCACGCCAGGCCAACGUACUGCAAUGUGUGCAGAGAAGCUCUGUCGGGCGUCACGUCACACGGCCUGUCCUGUGAGGUGUGUAAGUUCAAGGCUCAUAAGCGCUGUGCAGUUCGAGCCACCAACAACUGUAAGUGGACAACUUUGUCUUCUAUCGGGAAGGACAUCAUCGAGGAUGAAGACGGGGUGUCGAUGCCUCAUCAGUGGCUGGAGGGCAAUCUUCCAGUCUCAGCUAAAUGCAGCGUCUGUGAUAAAACGUGUGGCAGCGUCCUCCGCCUCCAGGACCUCAGGUGUCUCUGGUGCAAAGCCAUGGUGCAUUCAGGUUGUAAGGAGCAGCUGUCCUCCAAGUGUCCUCUGGGACAGUGUAAAGUGUCUGUCAUCCCCCCUACAGCACUUAACAGCGUCGACUCUGACGGUUUCUGGAAGGCGUCCUGUCCUCCGUCCUGCACCAGUCCUUUGCUCGUCUUUGUCAACUCCAAGAGUGGCGACAACCAGGGCGUCAAGUUUCUGCGACGCUUCAAACAGCUGCUAAACCCGGCCCAGGUGUUCGACCUGAUGAACGGGGGCCCACACUUGGGUCUGCGGCUGUUUCAGAAGUUUGAUACGUUUCGGAUCCUGGUGUGUGGAGGUGACGGCAGCGUGGGUUGGGUUCUGUCUGAGAUUGACACUCUCAUGCUGCACAAGCAGUGCCAGCUUGGCGUUCUGCCCUUGGGUACUGGGAAUGACCUGGCACGGGUUUUGGGCUGGGGAUCUGCCUGCGAUGAUGACACCCAGCUCCCUGAAAUACUGGAGAAACUGGAAAGAGCCAGUACGAAGAUGUUGGACAGGUGGAGUAUUAUGGUUUAUGAGACUAAGUUUCCACGACAAUAUUCUGCUUCCACCGUCACAGACAACUGCAGCGACGACUCUGAGGUUCAGCAAAUCCUGACCUACGAGGACUCUGUGGCAGUUCACUUGUCCAAGAUCCUGACCUCAGACCAGCACUCUGUUGUCAUCUCCUCUGCCAAGGUUCUGUGUGAAACUGUGAAGGACUUUGUGGCUCGCAUUGGUAAAGCUUAUGAGAAGAACAUGGAAAACUCAGAGGAAUCUGAAGCCAUGGCCAAGAAGUGUGGCGUCCUGAACGAGAAGCUGGAUUCUCUGCUGAAGACCCUCAGUGAGGAGUCGCAGGCCUCCACAGUCCUUCCCAUUGUUCCACCUCCCACCAUCAUUGAAGAGCAGGAGGAGUUUGAGGGCGUGGCGUCAGCGUUGCCAGUGUCUCUGUCUAACGUUCUUCCCAGCUCAUCGAGAGCCGUCGCCCACUCUGCCUCCCCGUCGGUGGUAACGGCCAUCUUUAAACCGCGGGAGCAGCUGAUGCUGAGAGCGAACAGCCUGAAGAAAGCCAUCAGACAGAUAAUAGAGCACACAGAGAAAGCGGUGGAUGAGCAGAAUGCUCAGACCCAGCAGCAGCAGGUCUUCUCUUUGAGUGGAGCUGAGAAGGAGGCCAGGCUGUUGGUGGAGGAGGAAGAGGAAGAAGACACUGAGGAGGAUAAAGUCUCUCUGCAGUCUGACGGCACCAAACACCGCAGCUCACGCAGAGUGAGUAAGACGCUGUGUGAGAAGCUGGUCAGUAAAAGCAGCUCCGCGUCACUUCCACGAGAUGAUGUGGCCGCGCUCGAUGCCAAGCUCCUCUAUCCAGGUCUCAAAGCUCCGUUUUCCCGCUCUCUGCCCAGUACUUCUGUCAUCAGUCGGUUGUUGGUCAACGCAGACCCAUUUGGCUGUGACUUUGACAACAUUUGGAGCCAUCGGAGCUUUGCUGUGUGUUCCAGUGACUGCUACACUGAGAAAUGUGUCAUGAACAACUACUUCGGGAUCGGAUUGGAUGCAAAAAUCUCUCUGGACUUCAACAACAAGCGAGAUGAGCAUCCAGAGAAGUGCCGGAGUCGAACGAAGAACAUGAUGUGGUACGGAGUUCUGGGAACCAAAGAGCUGCUUCACAGAACCUACAAGAACCUGGAACAGAGAGUUCUGCUGGAGUGUGAUGGCCGGCCCAUUCCCCUCCCCAGUCUGCAGGGCAUCGCCGUACUCAACAUCCCGAGCUACGCCGGUGGUACCAACUUUUGGGGAGGAACCAAAGAGGACGACACCUUCACUGCUCCAUCGUUUGAUGAUAAGAUUCUGGAAGUGGUGGCGGUGUUUGGCAGCAUGCAAAUGGCUGUGUCCCGGGUCAUCAACCUGCAGCAUCACCGCAUCGCUCAGUGUCGUACAGUGAAGAUCACCAUCCUGGGUGAUGAAGGUGUUCCGGUGCAGGUGGAUGGAGAGGCAUGGAUCCAGCCACCAGGCUACAUUAAGAUCAUCCACAAAAACCGAACUCAGACACUGACCAGGGACCGUGCCUUUGAGAGCACACUGAAGUCUUGGGAAGAUAAACAGAAGUGUGAGUUCCUCCGGACUCCUACCUGUCAGCCUCCCUGCCAGCCAGAGAUCAUUUCAGAGGAAGAGGCUUCACUUGUCAGUGAGUUUGGACAGGCAGCAGGUUCCCUCAUCCACAGUAUUCGGGAAAUCGCCCAAUCACACCGCAGCAUGGAGCAGGAACUGGCUCACGCCGUCAACGCGAGUGCCAAAGCCAUGGACACUGUCUACGCCAAUUCCGGCAGCUCAGAGGCGCUGAGCUGCAGUCUGGUCGUCCAAAUGGUCAACAACGUCAGAGCUUUACUCAGUGAGACAGAGCUGCUUCUGGCUGGAAAGAUGUCCAUGCAGUUGGAGCCUCCUCAGCAGGAGCAGCUGAACGGGGCCUUGUGCUCGGUGGCCCUUCAAUUCCGCCGGCUGACCGACGUCCCCUGGUUGUCUCCGACUGUCGAGCUGUCAGACCACGAGGGUCCACUGACUGAUUUCUCAAAGCGAAGUCGAAGCACCAAGUUUCGUCUUGUCCCCAAGUUCAAGAAAGACAAAAACCUGAGGAACAGGGAGACUUGUGUGACUCUUUCACUGCCAGUUCACCAGUGGGGGACGGAUGAAGUGGGGGCCUGGCUGGACUUUCUCUGUUUGCCUGAGUAUAAGGACAUCUUUAUGGGACAUGAUGUCCGUGGAGCUGAACUCAUCCACCUGGAGAGGGGAGACCUAAAGGACCUCGGUGUGACCAAGGUUGGUCACAUGAAGCGGAUCCUGCAGGGAAUCAGAGAGCUGCACAGGAACAGUGGUGCCAGUGAGGCCUGAACCAGCUCCACGUCAGUGAGCCCCGCCUCUGUUGCUGCCAACCACCCACCUGCCAUCUGACCUCCUGACCCCAAGACAACAGGAGUCAUUCUCAGGUUAACGGGAUGAAUCUCCUUCCAGUCACAUGGCCAGGAGAAGGAACCAAUCCUGUGAUCCAGUCGUGCCUUGUCCUCUCACUUGCCUUCCAGUCAUAGUGGUGGGCGGAGCCAGCGUGAUAUGUUUCAGAGCUGCAGCGUUCAGACGGUGGAUCCAGUGUGGCUGCAGGUUCCAUCAUGUUUCAAGAUGUGGCAACUGUACACUGUAAAAAAAAAAAAAAAAUGUCCUUGUAGCACGUUCAGCCUGAGCCUGUUACACCAACGUUUACUUUAUAAAAUAU
Molecule: messenger RNA, 4111 nt
Organism: Thalassophryne amazonica
Lineage: Eukaryota; Metazoa; Chordata; Actinopteri; Batrachoidiformes; Batrachoididae
Product: diacylglycerol kinase delta-like
Exons: 31
Coding region: 52-3735 (1227 amino acids)
Biological process (GO): intracellular signal transduction; lipid phosphorylation; diacylglycerol metabolic process
Molecular function (GO): protein heterodimerization activity; protein homodimerization activity; ATP-dependent diacylglycerol kinase activity
Source: RefSeq, a predicted model, not a curated record